Messenger RNA from Fukomys damarensis (Damara mole-rat), 2119 nucleotides. RefSeq names its product DDB1- and CUL4-associated factor 12-like protein 2. NCBI's taxonomy places the organism in Eukaryota, Metazoa, Chordata, Mammalia, Rodentia, Bathyergidae. Gene Ontology annotation, cellular component: Cul4-RING E3 ubiquitin ligase complex. Bases 404 to 1897 code for a protein of 497 amino acids. Gene Ontology annotation, molecular function: protein binding. The record is from RefSeq and is a predicted model, not a curated record. The transcript is spliced from 4 exons.
UACGUCACCUCCCCUGUAUGGUUUCCCCCCCUCCCAAUUGCUAAUGUCUGUCCAAUCAGUGACUUCCUCCCCGCGCCCCCAACGAAUGGACUUUCUCUGACUUCCGCCGCUUCCAGAACCUUCACUCUGCCCCUCCUUGGCAGGUGCCCUUUUGCUUCACUGAUUCCGUAGCCGCCCUGACAGACUUCGUUCCCUUCUGCCUGUUCUCCGGGGCGGUAUCUUCCUUAUUCCUUCACGGACCCUCUUCUCUCCACCACCGGAAGAGGCAGUGAGGACUCAGCUGGCGGGCAGACAACCGCCGUCCCAGUCGCCUCCACCUUGAGACGCAGCUGUCUUGUCUGCGCUGAGGAAACGACACCACUGCCCUCGUGCCCACCAUCUCCGCGGCCAACCCACUGUCACCAUGUCCAACCCUCCUGCCCCCAGCGAGCAACCCAGCCACAGCAGCGGUGCUAGUGCCCCUAGCAUGAGACGCAUCAUGGAGCCACAGCAAGUGGGUGUCAGGAUGGGCAGUGGGGCCCCUCCGGAAUGGGCCCAGCUGGGCCGCAGGAGCAGGGCCUCCACAAGCCAGGACCAGAUGGGAGCCUGGAGGUGGUCAUCGCCUACGUUCCGACCCCAAGAGCAGAUGGAGCCCACUGGUUGUCGCUCGGUGGUGCACUGUCUUCAGCACCGCUCCAUCGGCAAACCGGGCCGCCACACUCUCCAGGCCAUUGGGGACCAGUUGCAGAGAAGUGCAGUAACGAGGCUGCCAGAGCUGCUGACCGAACGCCAGCUCGACCUGGGCAGCUUGGACAAGGUGUUAGCAUCACAGUGGGUGAAUGACAGGCAGGUGGUGUGUGGCACCAAGUGCAACACGCUGUUUGUGCUGGACGUGCACACGGGCCACAUCACACCGGUCUCACUGAUGCAGGAUAGGAGGCCUAGAUGGGCCUACGCACACUCUGCAUCUGGCAUCCGUGCCAUCGAGCUGAAUCCCUCCAAGACACUGAUGGCCACUGGGGGUGAAAACCCCAACAGUCUCGCGGUCUACCAGCUGCCCUCCCUAGACCCUGUGUGCCUGGGCGAUACUCGUAGCUUCAAAGACUGGAUCACCUCGAUCGCGUGGAUCAGUGACAAUGUGGUGGUGAGUGCCUCCUGGGAUGGGACCUUGGUGCUAUGGGAAGUGCAUUCUGACAUGUUCGUGGGCAACACUGUCGGGGAAAAUAUGCAGGGGAUUCCAGUGUAUGCCCACAUGCGUCCCAGAGACAGAGUGAUCAUCCCUGGAUCCAGUAUCCGUUAUGGCACCUCCAAAGUACAAGCCCUGGCCUUCAGUGGCAAGGGGCAUGAAUUCGGAGCAGUGUCCUUGGAUGGCUACUUUCACCUGUGGAGAGCGCAUAGAACCCUGUCCAGGCUGCACUGUUUUACCCUGCCCUUUGCCCAACAAAAUAUGUGCAUGACCUACUGCGAUGACUUUUCCUUCUAUGCAGUGGGCACAGAGUCUCAUUUCUGUUUAAUGGAUCCUCGCCAAAGUCAACUGAAUGCUGCGGUUGGACCCCUGUGUCACAUAGAGAGUGGCAUUAGUGUGCGCUCGAUAAGCUCCUACAAGCAUAUUAUUACCAUGGGCACAGACCAGGGCUGCCUGUUCUUCUUUGACAUCCGUGCUCAGAAGUUCUUGGUGGAGAGGUCUGUCACCAGCCUGGACUCCUUUCCUGAGCCCUCAGGCAGGAAGCUCAGACUCACCUGUAGCAAAGGCCGUCUGAAUCCAGAUGACCUCUGGAGAUAUGAAUUCUAUGGCAUCGAAGAGAUGCCUUAUUCGCUCUACACGCACUGCUACAACUGGCCCGAGAUGAAGCUCUUCGUAGGCGGAGGGCCUCUCACUUCUGAAUUGCGUGGGCACUAUGCGGGCAUCUGGAGCUAAGGACCGCUGCCUCCUUCUUUUAGGUUGAACAGACUCAACUUUACCUGGGUGCUUCUGAGAGAUGGAGAUGUUUGGUCCAUUGAAAAUUGAAUUUCAAUCUUUAAUUCUCCUUCAUAACACCAUUGGUAUCAAUUUUCAUGGAAAUAAUUUAGGGUUCUUUGUUGUUGUGGUUUUUGCUACUGGCACUCGUACUCAGGACCUUGCACUUGGGAGGCAGGAGUG